This is a messenger RNA of Paramormyrops kingsleyae, 1665 nucleotides long. RefSeq names its product rhomboid domain containing 3 (gene rhbdd3). Lineage: Eukaryota; Metazoa; Chordata; Actinopteri; Osteoglossiformes; Mormyridae. Gene Ontology annotation, molecular function: protein binding; serine-type endopeptidase activity. Gene Ontology annotation, cellular component: membrane. The record is from RefSeq and is a predicted model, not a curated record.
UUUUGUACAGUGAAAAAACCUUUUGCUUCUUUUAGAGACAAUGCCUUGGUUGCAAACUACACGAUGCUUCAAUUUUUGACAUACGCGGUUGACUUACUAUCACGCAGUUUACGAACUUCUUACUGCUUCCUGAGCUUUAUAGCAUGUUUGACAUAUACGUUUAUUUUAUACUCCUUAUUUUGCUAAAGGCCGCUAUGAAAUAUCAAACAAGAAUGGUUGCUGACGUGGUUUAACAUUAGCUGCACAACACAACCGCAGCAUAUGCAUUUUUACAUAGCGAACGGGCAGAGUUGUUAUCUUGUGAGUUGUAUUAGUUAACAGAUAAUGAGUCAUUAUCUGUAUAUGUAUGAUGCUUAAGCCCUGGGAAUUCGUGUCUUCCAUUUUUGGGUCGCGUCGCCCAGGGUUUCCACUGGGGACAGCGGUUUUGCUAGCUUUUAUCCUAUCGGCGUGGUUCGGGGGCAUCCGAAGCAGCCUGUCGAUCGCUCCAGGCACAUCUUUCCCAGGACUGCAAGUGUAUCGUUUGUUACUCUACGCCUUCAGCCAUGAGGAACUGCCCUCGCUGCUGUAUAGCGCCGCCCUGCUGGUGUCGCUCGGGCGCAUCCAGGAGCAGCGGUGGGGGACAGUGGCUUUUCUGGGCUUAUCUAUCCUGUCAGCUUCUUUGCCGGCGCUACUCUACGCUUCUCUUAUGUGGGUGGCCGGCACACAGAGCAGCCGGAUCUGCGGUUAUUCUGCCGCUCACAUGGCAAUGUUCACGGCGCAGUGUCGCUGUAUGAAGCAGAGACGCCUCCCUCGCUGGGUGUCCGCCUGGUUGCUUCCCUUGAUGCUUUUGCUCAUAAACCUAGCACUGCUGCCCUCCUCACCACUUCUGUUCCAUGUUUGCGCCAUAUUCAUUGGUUUUUUCUACAGCCCAGCUUUGAUCAGAUGGCUGCAGAAAGGGGAGGCGCUUGCAUGCUGGGGCUUCCUGCCAACGUGGGCAUUUGUGACUGCGUUCUCCAGAGAUUGGCUCCCCACCCACAGCACUGAACAGAGGUCUGUGCCGCUCCCCGAAUCCUACCAGCCUACUGGGCAGGCAGAUCAGUGGGUGGGACUUCCAUCCAUACCAUCUGUGCCUGAUUGGCUGGGGGAGAUGGUGGCCACGCCUGCGCUAGAGGCUCAGCUAUUGGAUGAGGAGAUGCUGAGAGUGGGAAUAUUGGCCUCGCUCCAGGACACCCCAGAAAGGCUGGGGGACAAAGUGGAGGUCCCUAAGUCUUCUGUAUCAUCACUGCGGCUACAGCAGCUGGAAAGAAUGGGCUUUCCCACAGAGAAGGCAGUUGUGGCUCUGGCAGCCACGGGGCAGCUAGAUGGCGCCAUUUCCCUGCUGAUCAAUGACAGUGUCGGGGAAGAGGCCGUGGUGACAUCUCAGGGGAGAUGGCCAACCUCACCAUGGAGCAGCUGAGCAGGACCUCAUCCACUUGGGUCAAAAGCACCAGCAUGUGUGUGUGGGGAAUAGUAAAUGAGAAAAAGAUGGAGACAGCACAAGAGCCAUGGAAACUCUGCAGUCUCCAUUAAGCGUUAUUCUCUGAAACAUUCUCUGUGUCAUUGACAAUGCAUGUGGAUACAUGUGUGGAUGUAAUUAUUUUAGCAGAUCUUUAUAAAUGUCAAUAAAAUUGAUUUGUAGAUAUAGGA